This is a messenger RNA of Bombyx mandarina (wild silkworm), 920 nucleotides long. Its product is annotated as protein KTI12 homolog. The record is from RefSeq and is a predicted model, not a curated record. Lineage: Eukaryota; Metazoa; Arthropoda; Insecta; Lepidoptera; Bombycidae.
UGCUACUCAACAAAACGAAACAUAAAUAUAGUAAAAUAAGAGUAGGUAUUCGAUAAAAUGCCUUUAAUUAUAAUUUGUGGCACACCAGUAAGCGGAAAAACGACAAGAGCGAAAGAAUUAAAACAGUUUUUUGAGGAAAAGCACGGGAAAACCGUGGAAAUCGUUUCUGAAGACGAGGCCAUUGCAAAAUUAGGUUAUGAAAAAAAUUCAAUGUUUCUCGACUCCCAGAAGGAAAAACGAGUGCGGGGUUACUUAAAAUCUGAAGCGAUAAGAUUAAUAGGAAAGGAUAAUGUCGUUAUACUAGACGGCAGCAAUUAUAUCAAAGGAUACCGUUACGAGUUGUAUUGCGCUUCAAAAGCUUCAAAGUCCACGCAAUGCACAAUUUACACCCUACGUAAUCACGAAGAAGCGUGGCAGGCGAACCAGAAGAGGAUUAGCACAGAUAAUAGUGACCAGUACACUGAGGAAGUCUUUAAUGCAUUAACUAGAUUGAGGUUCGAGGAACCAAAUUCCAACAAUCGAUGGGAUAGUCCACUCUUCACAGUUCUGCCAACAGACAAUAUAGAUUUAGAAAAUAUAUAUAAAGUUCUAUUUGAAAAGAAACCUCCACCACCCAAUCAAAGCACUCAAAAUCCUCCACUAUCCUCAACGAACUUCCUAUACGAAGUGGACAAAACCACUCAGGAUAUCUGCAAACAGAUACUGGAAGCAAAACAGUUGAACUUGGACGGAGAAGUCAAGUUCCCAAGUUACUCGGCUGUGCUUGAAGCGGGCUUCAUACAAGAUGUAAACCCUCAGAAGUUACUGCGACUCAGGAGACAGUUCCUCACAUAUGCCAAAAUGAAUCACUCCAGUGAAAGUGCAGAUAAAAUAGCAAGAUACUUUGUGCAGUAUUUAAAUAAAACUUUACAUGAUUGAUG